AUGUGCUGGCGGGCUGGCAUAAGUAUUUUCUUCUUUCCCUCCCUCCUCCUCUUCUACAUUCCCAACAACCACGACAUCCCGGUACCUCCAGCACAUAACGACAACUUUCACUCUUACUUUACCACAGCCCGGGAACAGAUUGACAUCAUGAAGCAGGGCCGCUUCAAUGCGUCGCUGCUACUGCUGGCCAGCAUUGCAGCAUGGUGCGCGGCAGUGCCACUCAAUGGCACCACAAGCAUCGCGCGGCGCAUGGACCCAGACGAUAUGGGUCCCGAAGAAGUCGUGAAUCGCAUGGGCGAGCUGCACAGUGUUGGUGGCUGUUGGAUCAAUUAUAUGAUCAUGCCCGUGCUGCCCAACAUGAACGAUGUGCGUGACCUUGCCAUGCGCCACGUUCUUCCCUCUGGCUGGUCCCGAAAUGAUAGAACCGGCGAGCGGCUUCCUCCGCCCGUGCAAGAAAUUCACAAGCUUGACGGCGUCCAAGGUCUUCGACAAAUGGAUACGCACCCCACGCCGCCGGUUUCGUUGCACCGAGCGGGAUGGGUCUGGGCAGAGCUGGACCAUAAUCGUCGGUAUUUGUAUGAUGGAACCCAGGAGCCUCCCGCGGGAUGGUCUUUCCAUGGUCUCUACAACAGGCAUCAGCGAGCCAUCGUCAUCACAAGGGCAUACGGCAAGGACAUCAACACCACUCCCUACCCGCUGCCACCAACACACGACCAAUUCCUCCAGCGCCCUCCCGGAAUUUACGAAUGGAGCCAGUUGACCUGGAUGGAGUUUAGAAAAAUCCAAAUGCGCGAACAUUGCAAGCCCAUUCGCACAGCCAUGUUCCCAGCCCUCGAAGGCACCCCCGAAGACGUCUACUUCUUCCGCUACGCCGGUAAUCGUCUCCGAAAUUCGAACGUCCCAUUGCCACCAAAGCCCGGCUUCACGUUCCCGAUCGGAUCUUACGGCCAUCAGCUUCUGCUCGGCACGCCGCUGGGACAGCAGAUGUCGAGGUUGAUGUACGAGAACAAGCACAUCACCGACCCGUCCGUCAUUGUCGCUAUCCAUGUCUGGGAUUCUGGAGCGCCAGGAGGUAUGAUGCCGACCGUCGUGUUCUCUGCUGAGAGGUAUGAUGCGAGGAUUCGAGAUAUGAGGCAGGCGAAUCUUGACGCUGGUGGAGACGAGCCCAUGUUCAACGACUGGCCUCACAAGUUUCUGCCCAAUUUUGUGCGGCGAGAGAGGGCUCCAAGGGGAGCACGAUGA
Messenger RNA from Fulvia fulva, 1242 nucleotides. RefSeq lists its product as uncharacterized. Lineage: Eukaryota; Fungi; Ascomycota; Dothideomycetes; Mycosphaerellales; Mycosphaerellaceae. The transcript has 2 exons. The coding region runs from base 1 to 1242 and encodes 413 amino acids. The record is from RefSeq and is a predicted model, not a curated record.